ACUUCUUGUGCUAUAAAUCUUGUUUCGUGAGAAUCCUUUCAACGCUGACUCUUCGCACAGGUUUGUGCAUAGAGUCCCUUUACGCUUUUUUUUUGUGGUCAGGAUCAGAUUCCAACUCCUCAAGUGGAUUGCUACCAAGGCGUCAUAUCCGCUUUCUAUUCCACAACCUUUUUGUUUACCUUUCCUUACCUGGACCACUCUACAACUUAGAGGCCAUAACAUGUCUUGUGAUUGUGCACGUGUAUAGGGUGUCGGGUAUCAGGGUGAACUGAUUCAGUAAGACUGAGCAUCUUAAUAUGCACACCACAUUAGUUUUCUAAAGCUUCAAAAGGUUGGGUACAGACGUGUGUUCAUUCCUUUGGCUGACCAGGGAUCCAGUGACUCCUGUCGUCAUCUCCUGUUAAGUUCUCGCCUCCUGAAGAGACCGAGGAGAUGCGUGUGUUGUAAUCUCAGGAACGGCCUGGUCGUCACCAAACUCCUUAUUAACUAUUCAUGGUGGACGCAGGUGCCAAAUGGGGCUCUGUGUGUCGACUUUGAGAGGACAGUAGGUGUCAAUGUGAGGAGAAAAGUAAACCCCAAGACCUAGACUAGAGGAAUGGCUCGUCUAAUUCAAUACGAGUUGGAUUCUCAGUUUGAAACCGCAGCAGCUUGAUGGAUUGUGUUUUAGGAGCUGCUAGAACCCAUUUCAAUCAAAAUAUACUGGAUUUUUGUAAGAGUCCAAGCAUUAGUUGAACUACUUUGAUGAUCAAGUAGUUCCAACAAGAGGGAAGUAAACGGAUGAGGUAACGCCUGAGGAAUAAAUACUUUGCUUUGUUUUUUGUGGAUUUGUCAGCAUGGACCCUCCAGUCGUCUCUGUGUCCAGGGUGGAUGUGGACGUGGAUCUUGGUUUUGCCCUCUUCUUCUUUUCCCUGCUCUGCUUCUUCUUGUUGGUGACCAUAGUCCGCUGCGGUCAGAUGGUGCUCGACCCUUACAGUAACAUCUCUGUCGCGACGUACCAGGAGGCACAAGCAGAGGAGUGAUGGACCUAAACAUUAAAGCCUACAGUAACGCCAUCUAUUCAAACGUUGCGAUAACAAAAAUGUGUUUCCUCCAGUCACAGAAUAUGUUUCGGCUUCUAUUAUGACAGUGGUGGAGUUUUGUCUUCCACUUUCUCAA
This is a messenger RNA of Pseudoliparis swirei, 1155 nucleotides long. RefSeq names its product cortexin domain-containing 1 protein-like. The record is from RefSeq and is a predicted model, not a curated record. The transcript has a single exon. Bases 834 to 1019 code for a protein of 61 amino acids. Lineage: Eukaryota; Metazoa; Chordata; Actinopteri; Perciformes; Liparidae.